Molecule: messenger RNA, 1917 nt
Organism: Diplodia corticola
Lineage: Eukaryota; Fungi; Ascomycota; Dothideomycetes; Botryosphaeriales; Botryosphaeriaceae
Product: methylenetetrahydrofolate reductase
Exons: 2
Coding region: 1-1917 (638 amino acids)
Biological process (GO): tetrahydrofolate interconversion
Cellular component (GO): cytosol
Molecular function (GO): methylenetetrahydrofolate reductase [NAD(P)H] activity; FAD binding
Source: RefSeq, a predicted model, not a curated record
AUGCACAUCUCCCAAAAGCUGUAUGAGGGCCAGAAGAAUGGCAAGCCCUCCUUCUCCUUCGAGUUCUUCCCGCCGAAGACCGCGCAGGGUGUCCAGAACCUCUACGACCGCAUGGACCGCAUGCACGGCCUGGGCCCGACCUUCAUCGACGUGACCUGGGGCGCCGGCGGCCGCAACUCCACCUUGACCUGCGAGAUGGUCAAGGUCGCACAGUCUGUCUACGGUCUGGAGACCUGCAUGCACCUGACCUGCACCGACAUGGAAAAAUCCAAGCUGGACGAAGCGCUGCGCGAAGCAUAUAACGCGGGCUGCAAGAACAUUCUGGCGUUGAGGGGAGACCCUCCGCGCGAGAAAGAGAAGUGGGAGGCUACCGCCGGCGGCUUCCGCUACGCAAAGGACUUGGUCAAGUACAUUAGGGACACCUACGGCGACCACUUCGACAUCGGCGUGGCUGGUUAUUCCGAGGGCUGUGAGGAUCAGGAUGACCCCGAUCUUCUCCUGGACCACUUGAAGGAAAAGGUCGACGCUGGUGGCACGUUCAUCGUGACGCAGAUGUUCUACGACGUCGACAUCUUCCUUGACUGGGCCAAGAAAGUGCGCGCCAAGGGCAUCAGCGUCCCCAUCGUCCCCGGGAUCAUGCCCAUCAACACGUACGCCGCGUUCAUGAGGCGUGCGACUUGGACAAAAUGCCGCGUUCCGCCGGAUUGGCUGGAGGCCCUCGAGCCGGUCAAGAAUGACGAUGCCGAGGUGCGUGAGAUCGGCAAGCACCUGAUCGCUACCAUGUGUCGCCGGCUGAUGGAGGCUGGCAUCAUUCACCUGCACUUCUACACUAUGAACUUGGCCCAAUCCACGCGCAUGGUUCUGGAGGAGCUCGGCCUUACUCCGGAUAUGUACAGCCCGCUCGAAAAGCCUCUGCCUUGGCGCCAGUCGCUCACUCCCGGCCGUCGCGAGGAGAAUGUCCGUCCCAUCUUCUGGAGGAACCGCAACCGGUCCUACGUUGUUCGUACUCAGGAUUGGGACGAAUUCCCCAACGGACGCUGGGGUGAUUCAAGGUCGCCUGCCUUCGGCGAGCUGGAUGCUUACGGCAUUGGUCUGAAGGGCACCAACGAGCAGAACAUCAAGCUUUGGGGCAUGCCCAAGACCGUACGGGACAUUUCCAACCUCUUUGUCAGGUACAUGGAAGGCAAGCUCGACAGUCUUCCGUGGAGUGAGCAGCCAAUCACCUCCGAAGCCGAUGUGCUCAGGGACAACCUCGUCAACCUGAACAAGCGCGGGCUGCUUACCAUCAACUCGCAGCCUGCUGUCAACAGCGCCAAAUCCACGCAUCCUGUGCAUGGAUGGGGUCCCAGCAAUGGAUACGUGUACCAGAAGGCCUACCUGGAGGUUCUUGUCUCUCCCGAACUGAUCGCGGAACUGAUCACCCGGAUUGAGCGCGACCCGGAGAUGACCUACUAUGCCGUCAACAAGGCCGGGGACCUCAAGACCAAUGCCCCAAGCGAUGGUCCCAAUGCUGUCACCUGGGGUGUCUUCCCUGGUAAAGAGAUCGUUCAGCCCACCAUCGUUGAGACGAUCUCCUUCCUUGCCUGGAAGGAUGAGUUCUACCGCCUUGGAGAAGACUGGGCCAAGUGCUACAGCUCCGUCAGCCCGUCUCGUUACGUGAUUGAAGAUCUCAUGGACACCUGGUACCUUGUCAACAUCGUGCACAACGACUUCCAUAUCGACAACGGCAUUUUCGCUCUCUUUGAAGGUCUCGAGGUGAAGGAUCUCGACAAGGAACCUCAUGUAGCGGCGGACUCGGAGACGAACGGACACACGACGACCAACGGUGCCGCCCACACCAAUGGCGACAGCAAGAUCUCGGGCACGGUGGUCAACGGCAACUCAACAUCAGCAGUCCAGAACGGAACUGCCAACUAA